Messenger RNA from Pipistrellus nathusii (Nathusius's pipistrelle), 693 nucleotides. The record is from the annotation of a GenBank genome assembly. NCBI's taxonomy places the organism in Eukaryota, Metazoa, Chordata, Mammalia, Chiroptera, Vespertilionidae.
AUGCUCCGGACUCCCGAGCCGCGGCCCGGGGAGGCGGGGGCGGCCACCCAGGCCAAGCCGCUCACCUCCUUCCUCAUCCAGGACAUCCUGCGGGACUGCCCGGGCGGCCGGCCGCGGCCCCCGCCUCUGCCCCGCCAGCAGCGCGCCGAGCGGCCGAGCCCGGAGCCGGAGCCCGCGGCGGGGAGCGGCGGUGCGGACGCGCCGGAGGAGCGGGCGAGCGCCCGGCCCCGCGCCGCGCCCGGGGAGGCCGGGUCGCCGGCGGAGACGGAGCCAGAUAGGCCCUUGGAGACUUAUCUGCUGGACUGUGAGGACACUUCGGGCGCCUCGCCCAGCCUGCCCCACGCCCCCAAGCAGCCACAGAAACGCUCCCGGGCUGCCUUCUCCCACUCCCAGGUCAUCGAGCUGGAGAGGAAGUUCAGCCACCAGAAGUACCUGUCGGCCCCCGAGCGGGCUCACCUGGCCAAAAACCUGAAGCUCACGGAGACCCAGGUGAAAAUAUGGUUCCAGAACAGGCGCUACAAGACCAAGCGGAAGCAGCUCGCCUCGGACCUGGGCGGCCUGGAGAAGCACUCGCCCUUGCCGGCCCUGAAGGACGAGGGCUUCUCCCGGGCCCCCCUCAUCUCCAUGUACAACAGCUACCCUCACUACCCCUACCUGUACUGCCUGGGGGGCUGGAGCCCCCCUUUCUGGUAA